CCGAUCCCGAGCGAGGACCCGUCAUGGCCAGCGAGGCAACGCCACUGCUGGCAAAAGCACCGGCGCCAGUCCGCGCAAGCUGCACGUCGGCGCUCUUCUUCACGUGGCUGAGCCCGCUCCUGGCCCUCGGCGCAACCAAGACCCUCGACGUCGACGACCUCUACCCGAUCGAGGCCGGCCACGACGCGACGACAGUCGUUGAGCGGUUCCUCGCCGCCUGGGCAGCGCAGUGUGCAUGCACGUCCAAGCCGAGCUUGCUCCGCGCCUUGUUCCGCGCCUUUGGCUGGCGCUUCUUCCUUGCUGGGCUCCUUCGGGGCAUCCGGGCGACGCUUCUCUUCACGGCGCCGCUCGUGCUCAAGGCCAUGAUCGCCUUCUUGAGCGAUCCGAGCGCGCCGUCGUCGCACGGCUACGUGCUCGUCAGCAUCAUUUUCGUGUCGGGCGUCCUCCAGUCGCUCUGCAUUCGCCAGUACACGUACCUUGCGAGCGAAGUCGGCAUGUGCUUUCGCAGCGCGCUCCAGGCCGCGCUGUACCGCAAGACGCUCCGCAUCGCGCCGUCCGCCGACCGCUCCUCAGGCCAAGUGACCAACUUGAUGUCGAUCGAUGCCACGCGUGUUCAGAAACUGACCGUCGAUUUGCACUCGAUCUGGGUCGUGCCCUACUUGAUUCUGCUGUCGUCCGGGUUGCUCUGGCGCGAAAUCGGCGUCUCGUUCCUUGCCGGCGUCGGCGUCAUCCUCCUCUUCGUGCCGCUCACGCUCCGGCUUGCCACGUACAUGAAGUCGAUCCAGAAGCGCGUCAUGCAGUUCAAAGACGACCGGACAAAGCUCUGCAACGAGGUCUUUGCCGGCGUCAAGGUCAUCAAAUGCCAAGCGUGGGAAGAGAGCUUUGUCAGUCGCAUCCAAACCAAGCGCACGAGCGAGCUCGCCCAGCUGCGCACGAGCGAGCUCGCCCAGCUGCGCACGUACCUCGUCACGCGCGCCGUCUCGAACGCCAUGUCGAACGGCCUCCCGGCGUUCACGGCCGUCGCGUCGUUUGGGCUAUACGUGCUUUUGGGCCACUCGCUCGACGUGAGCACGGCGCUGACGAGCUUGGCGCUCUUCAACAUUUUGCGGCUUCCGCUGCUCAAGCUUCCGGACAUGGUCAACGCGAUUCUCGAGGCGCAGAUCAGUCUCGACCGCCUUCGCGACUACCUUCUGUCGCCCGACCGCGUGCUCGUGACAUCAGGUAGCUUGUUGGCGCCCGGUGUAGAGUGGGCAAAUGCCACACUGGAAGUGCCCGGUGCGCAGACGUCCGUGCUCCGUAACGUGUCGCUUGCGGUCGGCACAAGCACGCUGGUCGCGAUCGUGGGGCCCACGGGGUCGGGCAAAACGUCGCUCUUGCGCAGCGUCCUGGGCGAAGUCGCCUAUGCCUCGGGCUCCGUCGCUCAGCGCGGCGCGAUGGCCUACGUCGCCCAGCAACCGUUCAUUUUGAAUGCGACCGUCCGCGACAACAUUUGCUUUGGUCUGCCCUACGAUCGCUCGCGGUACGACCAAGCGAUCGACGUCGCAUGCUUGACGCCCGAUCUGGCGCUGCUGCCCGCCGGCGACCGCACCGAGAUUGGUGAAAAGGGCAUCAACCUCAGCGGCGGUCAAAAGACGCGGGUCGCCCUUGCGCGCGCCGUGUACCAAGACGCCGACGUCUACCUCCUCGACGACGUCCUCGCCGCCGUUGACGCCCACGUCGGCGCUCGCAUCGUUUGCGAAUGCUUCCAGCGUGUGCUCAAGCCCAAGCUCAUUUUGCUGGCGACGAAUGCAUCAAGUGCGCUGGCGGUCGCCGACGCGGUCGUCGUCCUCGCCGACGGCAUGGUUCAGGCGUCGGGUACGCUAACCGACGUCGCGAUACAUCCGUAUGUAGCCAAGAUGCUGGCCGACGCCGUGCCGCCACCGACCACAGCGCCGAUCGGUGUUGAGGCGGCACCGACCGACGCUCCCUUGCCAGCGUCGACAUGUGAUACGGCACUCAUGGUGGCCGAAGACCGGACGCGCGGGUCGGUCACCGCGUCAGUCUACAGCGUCUGGCUGCACGCGUGUGGCGGGUGGGCGACACUGCUUCUCGUGGGCAUCGUGUACGUGGCUGCUGAAGCGACAAGCGUUGCGGGGACGGUGUGGCUCUCGUACUGGUCCGAGCACGUCUCGGGUAGCACGGUGCGCUUGUAUCUGUGUAUCUUUGUGAGCCUCCAGAUGGCAUACGUCGUUGGCAUCUUCAGUCGCGCUGCCGUACUCUACAUUGCGAGUCUCCGAGGGAGCCAGGAGCUCUUCCGGUCGAUGCUGCUGCGUGUCGUGCGGGCGCCGAUGCUGUUUUUUGAAACGACGCCACUCGGCCAACUCGCCAACCGGUUCACCUCGGACGUCUACACCGCCGACGAAAGCCUGCCAGCGACGUGGAGCGCGCUUUUGGUGACGGCGACGACUGUCGUGUUUACCGUCGGGACGAUCGUUGCUGUGACGCCGCUCUUUGCCGUGAUUCUGCUGCCCACUGGCUGGGCGUACUGGCAGUCGCAGCGCUACUACCUCCACACGGCGCGGGAGCUCCAGCGUCUCGAGUCGAUCUCCAAGUCACCAGUGCUCUCGCUCUUUGGCGAGACGCUUGAGGGUCUGAGUACGAUUCGGGCGGCUGCCGCCGAGUCCGCCUUUGCAGCGACGUUUGAUGCGCGUGUGAACCGCAACGUGCAGGCGCUCUGGCUCAAUUUCAGCGUCAACUGCUGGCUCUCGCUGCGCCUCGAAGUCGCGGGGACCGUCGUCGCGUCCUUUGCCGGGCUCUGCGCCGUGUGGGUGCACGCCCAAGGCUCCUCGGCGCUCUUUGCCGGUCUUGCCGGCGUCUCGCUUUCAUAUGCUUUUACGAUGACCAAGUACAUGACGCAGUCCGUGACCAACUACAGCAGUCUCCAGACGCAAAUGAUUGCGGUCGAGCGCAUGGACGCUUACACGCGGGUGCGCACCGAAGCCGUCGGCGGGUCAUCGGUGCCUCCGGCGUGGCCGACGACCGGCGCCGUCGCAUUCCACAACGUCGGUCUGCGCUACCAGCCGAAACGGCCUCUCGUGCUCCAGAAUGUGACGUUUGCUGUUCCGGGCGGCGCCAAAGUCGGUGUCGUCGGACGCACAGGCGCGGGCAAGUCGAGCCUCGUCGUCGCCCUCAUGCGGCUCGUUGAAGUGGACGCCGGGCGCAUCACGAUCGACGGUGUCGACGUGGCCACGGUACCUUUGCACCGCCUCCGAGAUGCCGUCUCCAUCGUGCCCCAAGACCCGGUUCUCUUCUCAGGCUCGCUGCGCUACAACCUUGACCCGCUCCAGUUGUACUCGGACGAUCGCCUCUGGGCGGCGCUCAAAGCCGUGCACUUGACCGGCGUCGGGUCCCUCGACGAUGUCGUGGCUGAGCGCGGUGGCAACUAUAGCGUCGGCGAGCGGCAACUGCUGUGCAUGGCCCGCGCGCUCCUCAAGCAGUCGAAAGUGAUUGUCAUGGACGAAGCGACCGCGUCCGUGGACCCUGCGACGGACCGUCGCCUGCAAGCAACGAUUCGCGACGUCUUUGCCGACUGCACGUGCCUCACGAUCGCCCACCGGCUCAACACGGUGCUCGACGCGGACGUCAUGCUCGUGUUGGACGCCGGCGCCGUUGCUGAAUUUGGCCCGCCGUCGACGCUGCUCGCCAACCCCGACGGCCUCCUUUCCCACCUCGUCGGCGGCCACGCUGCAGAGUAGUCGCAGGCGCGUACAGUUGCAGUCUUCAUGAAUACAAAUUGAGUACUGUACAUCAACGUGUG
Molecule: messenger RNA, 3796 nt
Organism: Saprolegnia diclina VS20
Lineage: Eukaryota; Oomycota; Saprolegniomycetes; Saprolegniales; Saprolegniaceae
Exons: 1
Coding region: 24-3734 (1236 amino acids)
Biological process (GO): transmembrane transport
Cellular component (GO): membrane
Molecular function (GO): ATP hydrolysis activity; ABC-type transporter activity; ATP binding
Source: RefSeq, a predicted model, not a curated record